UGUGUGUGUGUGUGUGUUGUUAUUGGACUGUGUGUGUGCAGCGCACUGUACUCUGCUCCAAUAGCAUCCCAAUGCCAGUGAAUGGGGGGGAAUGAAAAAAGUGUAGCCAUGCAUGCAGGAGUGGGAGGAUCCACUCGCUUCAAUCUCGAUCUCAGACUUUUGCAGCGACUGGGGCACAACCAACCAACCGUCUGCGUUCCUUCCAGAGAGUUACAGCCGGGACGUCUUACGUACACACACACUCUCUGUCCUGUUGUGUGUGUGUGUUUUUUAUGGGGGAUUUGUUGUCAACUUUGUCUUCUUUUUCUCAGCCUUAACGAGUGUGUGAUUGCGUGAAGAGCUCGUGCCGUCGGCUUUGCGGAGGAGAAGAUAAGGCUCCCUCAGCCCUCUGAUCCUAACAGGUCUGGUGUCACUGGAGCGGCUCUCCGCGGGACAGCAGUCCGAGACGUGCAUCAUGCUGGACGGCAUUAAAAUUGAAGACCAUCCCCUGCGAUCGGGACAGGCCACGCUCGGAGUCAUGCUCGGGACCGACUGUCACCACCCGUCGGUGUGUGAGGGAUGCCAGCGUCCCAUCUCCGACCGCUUCCUGAUGAGGGUCAACGACUCGUCGUGGCACGAGGAGUGUUUGCAGUGCACCGUGUGUCAGCAGCCCCUCACCACCAGCUGCUACUUCAGAGAGAGGAAACUUUACUGCAAACACGACUACCAACAGUUGUUUGCGACCAAGUGCAGCGGCUGCAUGGAGAAAAUCGCCCCCACGGAGUUCGUGAUGCGAGCCCUGGAGUGCGUCUACCACCUGAACUGCUUCUGCUGCUGCGUGUGCGACCGGCAGCUGAGGAAGGGCGACGAGUUUGUCCUGAAGGAGGGCCAGCUGCUGUGCAAGAUCGACUACGAGAGGGAGAAGGACUUACUCAGCUCGGUCAGCCCGGAUGACUCAGACUCAGAGAAAAGUGACGAUGAGGAGUUGGACAUCAAGCCCGAGAAAAGCAUAGGAGGCCAGGGGAAGGGGGAUGAUGGGAAGGAUCCCAGGAGGCCCAAAAGACCACGAACCAUCCUGACCACUCAACAGAGACGGGCCUUCAAGGCCUCCUUCGAGGUGUCCUCAAAGCCCUGCAGAAAGGUGAGGGAGACGCUGGCCGCAGAGACGGGACUCAGCGUUCGGGUGGUGCAGGUGUGGUUUCAGAACCAGAGAGCUAAGAUGAAGAAGUUGGCAAGAAGACAGCAGCAACAACAAGAACAACAGAAUUCUCAGAGACUUGGCCAAGAGGUGAUGUCCAAUCGGAUGGAGGGGAUGAUGAACUCCUUCACACCGCUGGCUCCGCCGCAGCAGCAGCUGGUCGCCAUGGAUCAGAACGGCUACAGCACAGACCCGUUCCAACAGGGGCUCACCCCCCCACAGAUGCCCGGGGACCACAUGAACCCAUAUGGUAACGAUUCUGCAUUCCAUGACAUAGACAGCGACACGUCCUUAACCAGCCUCAGCGACUGCUUCAUGGCGUCGUCGGAAGUCAGCUCCAUGCAGGCCCGCGUGGGGAACCCCAUCGACCGCCUCUACUCCAUGCAGAACUCUUACUUUGCGUCAUGAAAGACUGAGAGACGUCAGCACAGAAUAAACUGCCCAUCUCAACCUGCAGCGCGAUGGCCAGGAGUUCCUACACCGACUCGGACACGGCAGAAGAAACACGGCAGCUCCUGGUCACGUGCUGAAGCUUUCUCAAAGAUAGUAAAACCACUCGUUGUAGGACAGUGAAGGUUCCUGGGGAAAAAGACUUAAAUAUUGUUAGCGAUAAUUCGGUAGGAUUGCUUAUCUGUCACAGGAGAUAUUACUCUUUUUCUUUGUUCACGUAAAGAAAACAAGUAGAUACUGAAGCCACUUAUUACACACUCUCAAACCAAAUAACACAGUGAAUUUAUACAGUGCAUGAUCAAUUGUAAACUGAAACCUUUUGUAAGCCGCCCCUCCCCCGCCUGCCCCGCCCCGCCCCUCUUCCUGGUUAACAUGUGGUGUUUGGACUGUUUCUUCUUCACACUACAUGGAUUCCCAUGUUCACCGUUAGCAUUUUGAUCACUUUCAAUAGGUUUAGAUAUUGUGUUAAUAGUAAAUAGGUGCAGCAUGUCUGCAAGAGUGACUGUACAUUUGUGUAUGUAUGAGAGUUUGUGGCGAGAAAGGAUUGUUUAGAGGAGAAAAAAAGUGGAGAAUUUGGUGGACAAGUAGGAACAGUGAAGUGUAAAUACUCUCCCCAGGCAAAUUGGAUGUGCAUGUUAAAAAUGGAAAGCAUUCUAUUUAUUUAACUAUAACAGGCUCUUGAAGGUGCAUAUUAAAAACUGAAAAGCUUUAUUUAAAAAGGAGAGCAUUUUUUUUGAGCAAUUAGUGAGUUCAUGAGUGUCACAGCUCAUCUGUAUGCCUUUUUAAUAUGAAGAUUAACCCUUUUUGUUUUGUUUUUUCCUCCAGCCAAGCUGUAAAUGAGCGAUGUUGCUAUUUAUUUCGUACAGACCAUAAAACUUUUGUUGUCAUUGUCACAUGUGCUUUCUGUUAAAGUUGCUAAUUGACCAAAGUUGACUGGUUUGAUGAAUAAACAAUGUCUUUCUCCUGAUAACAUUAAAUAAAUGCCAUUCAAUGAUCAUCCACA
Scatophagus argus is the source of this 2630-nucleotide messenger RNA. RefSeq names its product LIM homeobox transcription factor 1, beta b (gene lmx1bb). The transcript is spliced from 9 exons. Gene Ontology annotation, biological process: neuron differentiation; regulation of transcription by RNA polymerase II. Gene Ontology annotation, molecular function: RNA polymerase II transcription regulatory region sequence-specific DNA binding; DNA-binding transcription factor activity, RNA polymerase II-specific. The coding region runs from base 455 to 1585 and encodes 376 amino acids. Gene Ontology annotation, cellular component: nucleus. The record is from RefSeq and is a predicted model, not a curated record. NCBI's taxonomy places the organism in Eukaryota, Metazoa, Chordata, Actinopteri, Scatophagidae.